AUGAUCCGAUGCCCAUUUCGGCUCAAUCGUUAUUUGACCACCGCCCCCAAACCACACCUCCAUUUGCAUCUUCUGACUCCGCUGCCACCAUCGAGACCGUCGUUCAAAACCAGGUACAUCGUCAACAACUUUUUCCAUGCCGUUGCAACGAAAAAUAUCACCGAUGCUCGCACCUACUUGCGACACCUUAAACUUAAAACCACAUCGCAGAAGUCGCUUCCCGUAUACAUUGCUUGUCUCGAUCUCUUCGCCACAUACUUGCAGCAGGCGGGACCACGACUAAACCUUCAAGAUAUCAAAUAUAUUGCCGAUGAAAUUUCGAGUUCAAAUGUUGCAAAGAGUGAGAAAAAUGACAAUACAAACACAAUUGCUUCCAAGUUGGUCAAUUGCCUCGAGCAAUUACGCCAGCUGCCCCGAACCUCGCCGGCACUCGUUUCUGCCAUAGAUGAAUUUGCGGCUUCCAUAAAUGAAAAGUUCCAAAUUUCACCAUUACCUGCGACCGAGACGGCACUGGUCAAAGGUGCCGUAAUGAACUUUAAGGACUUGUGUGACUAUAUAUCGUCUACAAGGUUUCUGAAAUAUGGAACCGAGGAACCUAUGUAUCAAAUUUACCAGGAACUUUCACCGGCAGAAAAGGAACAAUUCAUGUCCGAGUAUUUGGCCCAUAAUACACAGCGACAACUCUAUGUGGAAGCACACUGCACCUCGUUGGUAAAACGAGCGGUUCUGAAACGAAAUCCCCAUUCACUUUUGAUUGAUAUGUGGACAAAGGAGUUGGAGAACGCAAUAGCUCACUCUAGUGACGAAGUGUUACACACAUAUUCCGGUAUACUUGAACUAAUUCCUAAACCUACAAUAUGCACUGUUGUUGUCAACACCAUCCACUCGCUCUGUGUUCGAGCAGAUAAAGGGUACGCUAAGCUGUUUCGAGUGGUGGAGAAAAUCGUGAACUCUUUUAAUCAUCUUGUAAUUUCCCAGCCAGAGUUUGCUAAUUUUCGCAAACAUUUUUUCACUGUUUUCACAAAAGAAGAUGGUAUAAGGCUCUUCUCCCAUUUGGUCAAGUUGGCCAUUGAAAAUUGUACUAUUCCACCACAACUAGUGUACAAAUCGUUUCCUAAAAACACCCAUUAUCUCUUGGACUCCAAGGGUGCAUUCUCCAAGAAUCAAGCAUUUAUUCUUCUGAUGAUCAAGUCGCCGGAUUCAACCUCAUAUCGCCAAGUUGGCACCAUAGUUCCACAUCCGUUUCUUGUGUAUGAUUUUAAAGGCAGACAAGAAAUGCCGGAAACAACAUCCAUUUUGCUUCCCAUGUUAGUUCCCGCUCGUAACUGGACUUCUCCAGACGAAGGUGGGUACCUUGGAGAUUUGCAGCCAAUUUUGCACUCUGAUUUUACUGAAAAAUCCUUGCAAUAUCUUCGCCUAGCAAACCGUACCAGUCAGCUACAGUCCACUUUCAAGGGCCUUGACUAUCUUGGCUCCCAGGCUUGGGCGGUCAACUUGUCUAUGCUAGAGGUAUUUUCAAGUGCAAUGCAACGCAGCGAUGGAAUGUUGAAUAUAGUACCACCAGUAUCAUCCAUGGAAGUUAAUAUUCCUCCAAACCCAUCACGGAAAGAUUUUGGUUCGGAAACGGAAUAUUAUAUUGCAUUGAAAAACGUCAAGAAAGAACGAGAAAAAAGGUUGCAGGAAUUCCACAACUUGAAAGGUCUUCGUGUGGAGUUGGAAACGCUACUCAAGGCAGCUCGAGCAUUUGGUGCUAAUGGAGAUAUGGUGUAUCUUCCUCACCAACUUGAUUUCCGUAGCCGGGCAUACCCUAUGGUAUCUGUCCUCUCUCAUUAUCAAAGUGAUCUCGUGAGAUCUUUACUAACAUUUUGGCAUUCUAAGCCCUUGGGACCUGAUGGAGAUAAAUGGCUCCGUUACCAAUUAGCAGCACAUUAUGGCAUGGACAAGUUGAGCCUUGAUGGCAGGUUAAAGUUUGUUGCUGAUAACAUGGAAACUAUUUUGAAAUGUGCACAAAAUCCGUUUGGUGAAGUUUGGUGGCAGAAAGCUGAAAAGCCCUGGCAAACCCUAGCAAUGUGUUUUGAAUUUGCAAAGCUUCAAAAGUAUAUCGCCGAAGGAAAAAGUGUCCACGACUAUCCUUGUCGACUUCCAAUUUCUUUGGAUGGUUCGUGUAAUGGUCUUCAGCACUAUGCUGCACUUGGAGCGGAUAAAUUGGGGGCCCAAUCUGUGAAUGUAAUGCCGAGUGAAAAAGAUAAUGGUGUACGUCAGGAUGUGUACUCUGCGGUGUUGGAGAUAGUAACUCAAAAGGUACUCAAGAGUGAAGCUGACGAACCCAAUAUUACAUCUUCAUUGGCCAAACAUCUACUCUCCAGAAAACUCAUAAAACAAACCGUAAUGACCAGUGUUUAUGGAGUAACGGCAUUUGGAGCAGCAGCACAGAUAAGAAACAGGAUCAGUGAUGUCAUAGACCUGGCCGAUAAGCUAGAACCUAAAAUUCGAGAAGAGGUCAAAACUCACCAAAAUAAAAUCGCCCUCUAUCUUUCAAAAAUGGUGUUGGAUUCCAUCUCCGAGCUCUUCAGUGGUGCCAGAAGGCUACAGGACUGGUUACUUCUCAACUGCUAUAGGAUCAUUUCGUCGUGGGAUGAAGCAACUUUGGUUUCGUUGGAGUCGGAAAAUAUCGAGGUGGACUUUUUCCUCAACAAGUUUUACCGGCCCAUGAUGUGGACUUCAGUUAGUGGCUUUCCUGUUGUACAAAUCUACCUCAAGCCUCAACGACAGAUCUUGGAAACAUCAUUGCAAAGGUUCUCUCUUCAGAAAUGGACAAAACCUUCGCCGGUGGAUAUCCAGCGUCAAUUGAACGGAGUUGCACCCAACUUUAUCCACUCGCUUGACUCUGUACAUAUGUUCAUGACUUGUUUGGCAGCGAAGGCGGAAGAUAUAGCGUUUGUGGCUGUUCAUGAUUCUUUUUGGACCCAUUCGAGAGACAUUGAACGGUUAUCGACGAUAAUCAGGGAAGAGUUUGCCAGACUCUAUUCUGCUCCCAUUGUCGAGUCGUUGUUGGAGGAUAUGCAAAAUACCGUUCGGAACUCAUACCAGCUAGUCUGGCUUGAAAAUGAAUCCAAUGCGUCUUUAGUUCGGGAAUUGGUUGUGCUUCGGGGACUCAAAAAUAGACACACCAGUAGCGGCACCAAUAGGGCUCUCAGACGAGAAUUAGCCGACAAUUCUCAGGUGGAAGAAUUGCUCCAAAAGUACAAACCGAAAUUGUACCACCAAAUGGCUGGCAAACUUAUGCAAUAUGACGAUCCCACCAAGGUGAAAAAUGGCUCCAUAGGUAUUAAAACCUGGACUCCGGUUUUCACAAGAGUAAGGCUUCUUGAGGCUCCACAGAGGGGAGAUUUGCAGAUCGAAGAUGUGAUAAAGAGCAAGUACUUCUUCAGUUAG
This is a messenger RNA of Meyerozyma guilliermondii ATCC 6260, 3435 nucleotides long. RefSeq lists its product as uncharacterized. Gene Ontology annotation, molecular function: DNA-directed RNA polymerase activity; mitochondrial promoter sequence-specific DNA binding. The record is from RefSeq and is a predicted model, not a curated record. Gene Ontology annotation, cellular component: mitochondrial DNA-directed RNA polymerase complex. Gene Ontology annotation, biological process: mitochondrial transcription. NCBI's taxonomy places the organism in Eukaryota, Fungi, Ascomycota, Pichiomycetes, Serinales, Debaryomycetaceae. The transcript has a single exon. Bases 1 to 3435 code for a protein of 1144 amino acids.